CCGCCGUCAAUCAAAUUAGGAAAAAAACUGAUCUAAAGCGAGCGCCGACAGCGAUUAAAAUAAUCAUGCUUGGAUUGUAAUUAAACGCGGAAAUCAGGAUUCUUUUUGAAAGAACUCACGUAAUGACCGGUACGUAUGAGUUAGAAGAGCGUGAGAAGGGUCGCUUUGAAUCUUUGUGCUGGCUCUGUUUAUGCGCCUGAAGGGCCAGUGAAAGCGGGAGUCAUGGCGGACAGCAGCAACGCUCAGGACGGCGGCGGUGCAGAGCAGGACGGCCAGCCCUCGCCGCUCGCCCUGCUCGCCGCCACUUGCACCGGCCUCGGUUCGCCCGCCCACGGGGCAGAGAAUGGGGCCACCUCUAAUAAUUCUGCGGGAGUGAACGCAGACCUCACAGUGCAGUUAACAGGGUCGUCUGAUAGGUGGGAAGCGAUAAAGGACGAUUCGGGUGUCUUACAUCUCCCCGGCACCGGUAUCGUCACAUCCAACGGACAGUAUGUUCUUCCUCUCCAGAGCCUCCAGGGUCUCCAGAACCAGUCCAUCUUACUGACGUCAGGUGCCGAUGGGUCCAACGGUGCAGUGCCUAACAUUCAGUACCAAGUGAUCCCUCAGGUGCAGACGGCCGAUGGGCAGUUGGGUUUCUCUGCCUCAGCGGUUGAGGGGGGCUCAAUGGCCCAUGACUCCUCAGGGCAGAUCCAGAUCCUCCCAGACGGCACCCAGACCAUCAGCAUCACAGGAACAGCAUCAGCCGAUGUGCUCGGCAACAGUCAGAACCUCAUGACCCAGCAGUUGUCUCUAGGAAGUUCUACCUUCAGUAGUCAGGGUCAGGUGGUCACUAAUGUGCCUCUAGGUUUGUCUGGUAACAUUACCUUUGUGCCCAUAAACAGUGUCGAUCUGGACUCUCUAGGCCUCUCUGGGGCCCAGCCAAUAGCCACCGGCAUCACAGCGGACGGACAGCUGAUCAUGACCAAUCAGAGUGUGGAGAACUCAGAAGGCUCGGAGAAAGCAGGAGAACAGCAACAACAGACAUUCAACUCUAAUGCAACCACAGACAUGUUUGUGCCUACUACAUCAUCAGCAUCCUCCAUAUCCUCACAGCAACCAGCCAGCACGAUAGACGGCACGGGCGUACUCACGCAGCCUACGCCGGGUGAGCAGGGGGAUGGAUCGGCCUACCUCAGUCAGGGAGCGGUGCAGUUGCCGGGAGGACAGCAGGUGAUCCAGUUACAGCAUUUGCCCUUGCAGACCAGUGAUGGUCAGAUGUCUGCUCUAGGCCAGUCGUCUUUGCAAAACGUCCAGUUCAUCAACCCAGGAACCUUUCUCAUCCAGGCACAAACGGUCACACCAUCAGGACAGAUACAGUGGCAGACCUUCCAGGUCCAAGGAGUUCAGAACCUCCAGAAUCUUCAGCUCCAGGCAGCUCCAUCUCAGCAGAUUACUCUUGCCCCGGUGCAGACACUCUCUCUGGGUCAGGGCAGUACACCAGUUACCCUGACCUCAGGACAGAUGCCUAACCUACAGUCAGUGACGGUGAAUUCCAUGGGUCAGGCGGGCGUUCAGUUCCAGCAGUCUGAGGACACAGACAGCACUGGAGAUAUUCAGAUUAAGGAGGAGCCUGAUUCGGAGGAGUGGCCUCUGGACAGUAGCUCUACGCUGAAUGCCAAUGACCUCUCUCACCUUCGUGUUCGUUUAGUGGAGGAGGAGAUGGAGGGCUUGAGCCAGGAGGGCAAACGUCUGCGCAGGGUUGCAUGCACCUGCCCCAACUGCAAAGAGGGAGGAGGGAGGGGAUCUAACAUGGGCAAGAAGAAGCAGCACAUAUGUCAUAUACCCGGUUGCGGUAAGGUGUAUGGGAAGACGUCUCACUUGCGAGCUCACUUGCGCUGGCACUCAGGGGAGAGACCCUUUGUCUGCAGCUGGAUGUUUUGUGGAAAGAGAUUCACACGCAGUGAUGAAUUACAGCGACACAGGAGAACACACACCGGAGAGAAGAAGUUUGUAUGCUCUGAGUGUUCAAAAAGAUUCAUGCGCAGCGAUCACCUGGCCAAACACAUAAAGACCCACCAGAAUAAGAAGGGAGGGGGCGGAGCCGUGGUGACCAGUGUGGGUGGGGCGGUUUCCUCCAACAGCAUCAUCACGGCGGGGGGUACAACACUCAUCCUUACCAACAUUCAGCCAGGCACUGUGCAGGGUCUGGCCACGGUAAACGCCACCGUCAACACCUCUAGCUCACAGGACCAGCUCACCACAGCUGAGAUUCCUUUGCAGUUAGUCUCUGUGUCCACCAGGGAUGCCGCAGAGUGACUACAUGACGGCUGCAGUGAGUGUGAGCACAUGUGAUGAGUCUUAUGGGGAAUACCGGUGCUUUGAAAUGCGACCGAACAUUCAAUUGGACCGCCAAGGCUCUGCCUCUUCCGGUAUGACAUCACAUCCUCUUUUCCCGCAACCUCAGACUUUAGUUUAACUACAUCGAUUCCACGCUCGUGCAUAUACCUUGCUUUUAUACCUUUACAUAUUUACCCUACUUCACAUAAAUAUGUAUAUUAACGUGAAUGCAUAUUAUAUACACACA
Molecule: messenger RNA, 2563 nt
Organism: Xyrauchen texanus (razorback sucker)
Lineage: Eukaryota; Metazoa; Chordata; Actinopteri; Cypriniformes; Catostomidae
Gene: sp3a
Product: sp3a transcription factor
Exons: 8
Coding region: 223-2295 (690 amino acids)
Biological process (GO): regulation of transcription by RNA polymerase II
Molecular function (GO): DNA-binding transcription factor activity, RNA polymerase II-specific; RNA polymerase II cis-regulatory region sequence-specific DNA binding
Source: RefSeq, a predicted model, not a curated record